GAAGUGUAAAAUAGUACUGAGGAGGUCAAACAUAUAUUGUUUAAGAAACUGAUUGGCUGUGUUUACCUAUUAAUUUCAUAUCUGUUUAUAUACAUUAAGUGACAUUAAGAUUCAAUGAUUAGCUUCAGAUCUUUUUAACAGAAGAAAACUAAAGCAUCUUUAUUUUUUAAUUAAUCAAAUGUAUUUCUCUUCUUUGUAGGAUGGCCUUCAAUACAACUUCAUUAGAAAUGGUCAUCGACAUCAUCAUUGUUCUUUUAGGCACCACUGGGAACUCUGUGGUCAUCUGGGUGGCCGGCGUCCGUAUGAAACCCAAUGUCACCAAUGUAUGGCUGGUCAACCUCGCCGUGGCUGACCUGAUCUUCUGCGUGUCACGAGUGACCUCGCUCGUCAGUUUAUUUGUUCACCACUGGCCCUUUGGAGUCUUCAUCUGUAAGUUUAUGAACUUUUUCAAGUAUACCAACAUGUUCUGCUGUGUUUUUCUUCUGGCUGUCAUCAGUGUGGAUCGAGUGGUCUGCGUGUGGUGCCCAGUAUUUGCCAGGAUUAAACGGACGUUAUGUGUUGCUCGUGUGAUCAGUUUGGGGGUUUGGAUUGUGGCGAUCAUCUGCAGUUCACCAAACUUUGUGUACUGGGGGAUCAACAUUGAUAAGAGGAACUUGAGCCAUUGCUCACUGAAGAAAGGAGCAGAUGAAGGAAAUGUUUUCUACUACAUUCGCUUCUUUUGUGGAUUUUUGUUUCCUUUCCUGGUGAUCUUUAUCUGCUACACACUGGCUGCUAUCGGGAUUCGCAGAACGAGACUCUCCGGCAAAUCAAGGUCUCUCCGGAUUCUUGCUUCGUUGGUUUUGGCCUUUUUCUGUUGCUGGGCACCUUAUCACAUCCUAGGUCUUAUUAGGAUGAUAAAUAAAAAACACCCUGCUGUAAAGAUAGGCUGGCAUGUGGUUUCAGACUUAGCCUAUUUUAACAGCUGUGUGAACCCAAUUUUAUACUUCUUUAUGGGACUGAAUCUUAGACAACCCUGCAAUCAAAGCUUUUUAGGGAUUUUUCACAGAGCUCUUAAAGAAGAAGGCCAAGCUCCUGCACCGGGUGGCAAUAUUGAGGAACAUUCAAAGAGUGCAAAGGCUGUUGGUACAGAUCACCAAACACCUGAAUGACUGAAGAUUCAGUGCAUCACAUAUUUUCAUCAGCUAAAAUAUAUAUCAGGAUCAGCUGAUUGCAAAUUUAUUUAAAAAAAUUAAUACAAUUUUUAAUAGCUGCAGAGGGUUGCUAAGCUAAGCAUAAGUCAAAAGAUUAAUAUCUCAUGCCUUUACUUAAAUACUCAUAGACAUCAAGCUAUUAUUUUGUGUUUUUUUUUUCAAAAAUGUUUACUGUUUUUAGGGUACAUGCAUUAUAUUCACGUCCAAUGAGUUUAAUGCCAAAUAAAGUAUGAUGAAUUGCAGGAGACAUCUAUAAAAAUGUUGUCUUGAUAAUAAACAUUGACAAAUACAGAUCAUUUUUAUAAAAAAAGAAACUGCAAGAGCGGUAUUUUUAUUACGUGAAGUAAUAAAAAAUGUACAUUUCUUAGCAAGUUUAAUGAUAAUUAAUUAUAUACUUAAAACUUGGCUACACUCAGUGAUUUCACAUUGAUUCCAAUCUUUGACAUUACCUUACUCAGCCAAUAUUAAAGAUAUCAAGGUUAUAUUAUCACUGAAUGUUAUUUACAUUAUGUAAGAUGGUUUUACUCUAACAGUAAAUCACAAAAAGAAAAUGACAUUUGAUUCAUGUGUGCCUCUACACAAAAACAGAUAGUAGAGAUUAUCUGGAGAUUCGACAGUGGCGAAUCCUCAGUGAACUUUUUUUGGUUCAUUUUUAGUAUUUUAUAUAC
Molecule: messenger RNA, 1858 nt
Organism: Misgurnus anguillicaudatus (oriental weatherfish)
Lineage: Eukaryota; Metazoa; Chordata; Actinopteri; Cypriniformes; Cobitidae
Product: N-formyl peptide receptor 3-like
Biological process (GO): inflammatory response; positive regulation of cytosolic calcium ion concentration; complement receptor mediated signaling pathway
Cellular component (GO): plasma membrane
Molecular function (GO): G protein-coupled receptor activity; complement receptor activity
Source: RefSeq, a predicted model, not a curated record